Messenger RNA from Triplophysa dalaica, 4543 nucleotides. It is a transcript of the gene sun1b, whose product is annotated as Sad1 and UNC84 domain containing 1b. Gene Ontology annotation, cellular component: meiotic nuclear membrane microtubule tethering complex; nuclear envelope. NCBI's taxonomy places the organism in Eukaryota, Metazoa, Chordata, Actinopteri, Cypriniformes, Nemacheilidae. Bases 249 to 3272 code for a protein of 1007 amino acids. The record is from RefSeq and is a predicted model, not a curated record. The transcript has 24 exons. Gene Ontology annotation, molecular function: protein-membrane adaptor activity. Gene Ontology annotation, biological process: nuclear envelope organization.
GUCUGGCUUGACUCUGUUGUGGAAGCCAUUUUGGGAUUUUCCCAGUAAUUGUGAGUCAAGCGCGUAACUUUUACCGCGAAGAUUUAGGAUCAUCCUAAGAGUUUGGAUCUCUUUUUCGGACACGAUGAUAACCGCUUUUUAAUUCUCAUCCCCCCGACGUCAUGCGGCGCACGUUUUGCGCAUCUUUGCUUUGGAUUGUCAUUUCUCAACUGGAAUAUCCUCACAACAACAUGAGAUUAUAGACACUGAUGGUCAAACUGCGUGAUCAACAAACCACCAUGGAUUUUUCCCCCCUGCACACGUAUGCUCCUCCACACUGUACCCCGGAUAACACGGGCUAUACAUAUUCCCUCAGCUCCAGUUACUCCACCGCCGCGCUCGAGUUUGAGAAGGAACACAAGAUCAAUCCCGUGUACGACUCGCCCAGAAUGUCACGCCGGAGUUUGAGACUGCAAACCAGCGCCGGUUUUUACGGCGACGGCAGUUUCGCUGAGCUCACGCAGAAUCACAACAACAGCUCAUACAAGCGCACCUCCACCAGCAGCGUGAGCAGGUCAGAUGAUCAUCUCUCUGUCUGUGCGAGCAGAAGGCAACAGCAGGAAUCAUCCAUGUACGAGUCCCAUAGUGAGAGUCAGACUCCACAGAAUGAUCAGACCAACCUGAGCAUCAUCAGUACCGCCAGCGAUGCAUCUCUGAUCUCCAGUCUGCUGGAUGAGUCGGCCCUCAGGCAGAGCUCCACUACACACUUAUGCUCAGCAUGGAGGCGGAGGAGGACCGAUCACAGCUUGCUGUUAGAGAAUGGAGACGCUAGCAAAACAGAAACGCACGCUAAAAUGGCCAACGGCUACAUAUGUAAAGACUGUUGCUUCCACGCAGACCAGAAGACCGAUGAAGAGACUGCGUAUUCUUUAGCGUACUCCUCAUCAGUGUCUUCGGCCGCCCAUCAGAACAUGAACAGUGUAGACAAGACAGUUCACGACCGUUACUGUGGCAGUGUAAAUGUGGGCGAUCUGAUGAACGCUGACAGACGGCUCAAUCUCAAUGGCUCGCUUUGUGAUGAUUGUAAAGGAAAGCAGCGUGUGGAAAUCCACACGGAUCGCAAACGCACGUCCUAUACACAAAACGUAUUCGCUGCGCUGUGGGCCCUUGUUACUUACACAGGAUCUGGUCUGCUGAGGGUUUGCGGUGGUUUUGGUUCAGCCGCUGCGUUUGUGACUCAUAAGAUGAUGUCCGUUCUGUCGUUGGCAGUGUUGUCUCCAGCAUCGUCCUCCUCAGUGUCGACAGCCGUCCAUCAGACUACCGCAGACGCCCAUAUGAACGUUAUAGCCAAGACAGGUGAUGUUUAUGAAGAAACGCAACAUGUGGAAUCGAAACGUUAUUUCUACACCCGUCACAUUCUCGCUGCGCUGUGGGCUCUUAUUUCAUACCCAGGUUCUGGUCUGCUGAGGGUUUGCAGAGGUUUUGGUUCAGCCGCUGCGUUUGUGGCUCGUAAGAUGAAGUCCGUUCUGUGGUUGGCAGUGUUGUCUCCAGGGAAAGCAGCGAGCGGUCUCUUCUGGUGGUUGGGCACAGGGUGGUACCAGCUCGUAACUCUAAUGUCUUUUAUAAACGUCUUUAUCCUCACCAGGUGUCUACCCAAACUACUAAAGCUUCUUCUGUUCCUGCUUCCGUUCCUUUUACUGUUUGGAUUGUGGUAUCUCGGUCCGGCCAGUAUCCUGACCUGCCUUCCCGCUGUAAACUUCACAGAGUGGAAGACGCUGAUGCCCUCUUUCGCAUCACUUCCUGCCCUCCCGUCUCUCCCCUCCUUACCCUCUUUACCUGCACUUCCUGCUUCCACAUCAAAGCCGCUGGUGGAGGAACAUCACGUGCCACCCAAAGUCACGUCACAGAUUGCGUCAGACUUUAACAGCAAGCGUUUGGUUCUACUGGAGCAGCGUGUGGCGGCAUUGUGGGAGAACAUCCAGCAGGGGGAGCUGAAGGCACAGCAGCAGCAUCAGGAGACUGUUGGUUUGGUUCAGGCGUUACAUGAACAGAUAAACACACAGACAGACAGAGAUCAUCUCAGACUGUGGGUCUCACAACUGUUUGAACCCAAAUUCACUGAGAUCAAGGGAGAGAUGGACCGAGAUGCUUCCAGCAGAGCAGAGACUGAGGAGCAGCAUGUUCAGCAUCAGACAAAUCUAGAGGCUCGACUGGCGGAGCUCGAGCUCCUCCUGCAGAACCUGAACACCAGAACUACGGAAAUCCAUCUUAAACACGAGUCACCAGCACCAGCUCCCGUCAGUGUCGGUGUAUCUCAGGAGAAGCAUGAUGCUCUGCUCCUGGAGGUUCAGAGGCUGGAAGCAGAACUCGAGCGCAUCAGAGGAGACCUGCAAGGGGUUAUGGGAUGUCAAGGGAAAUGUGAUCGGCUGGAUACCAUACACGAAACGGUAUCCGCGCAAGUGAGAGAGCAGCUGUACGGUCUGCUCUACGGUCAUAACAGAGGCGAAGUGGAAAUCCCUGAACCUCUGCUGCCAUGGCUGGCUUCACAGUACAUGCGCUCGUCCGACCUCACCGCGACGUUAACCAUGUUGGAGCGCCAUAUUCUGGGUAAUGUGUCCCUACAGCUUCAAGAGAUCAAACCGCAGCAGUCCACAGAGGAAACGGUCACUCAAGCCAUUGUCCAAACCACCGGUGCUGCUGGGAUAUCAGAAGAGCAAGUCCAGCAGAUCGUCCAGCGUACUUUGAAGUUAUACUCUGAGGACCGCACGGGACAGGUGGACUUCGCUCUUGAGUCUGGAGGUGGCAGUAUCCUCAGCACACGCUGUUCAGAAACAUACGAGACAAAAACUGCUCUCAUGAGCCUCUUUGGACUUCCGCUGUGGUACUUCUCUCAGUCUCCACGUGUUGUCAUUCAGCCAGACAUGUACCCAGGCAACUGCUGGGCAUUUAAAGGCUCUCAUGGUUACCUGGUGAUCAGGCUGUCUAUGAAAGUGCUCCCUACAUCCUUCUGUCUGGAACACAUCCCCAAAUCUCUCUCUCCGUCCGGCAACAUCAGCAGCGCACCACGACGAUUCACCGUCUAUGGUUUGGAUGAUGAGUACCAGGAAGAGGGAAAACUGUUAGGUGACUACACUUACCAGGACGAUGGAGAAUCCCUACAAAUCUUCCCUGUUAUGGAAAACAACGACAAGGCUUUUCAGAUCAUUGAGAUGCGAGUGCUGUCAAACUGGGGUCACCCCGAGUACACCUGCGUGUACCGCUUCAGAGUUCACGGCCGCCCGCACACUCUAUAAUCCCACCCCGCUGUACAUUACUCGAUCCCUUUAUGAACAUAGACAUAGGCGUGGACUGUGAAGCAGCACGAAAGAGACUGACUUUUUAAGACUUUAAUACGAAUGAUGGAGUUACUAACGGAGCGCAGCGGAAGAUAUUGAAGAUAAGGAUUUUCACGAAUACACUCAUUUCCCCGUUCUUGCACUGAUCUGUCACGUAGAUACGUUUGCUCCCGCUUUCAUAGGCUCUCACGCGUAGAUGUAUUUGUGCCUUCAGACUUAACACGCUUCUCAUCCUGUGAAUAUUUUCUUUUCAGAGACGUUGAAGUCUCUCGAAGUCUCUAAGCUGAAGGUUAACCUCGUCCACUCAUCACUGCCGCUUUAAUUAGUCUGCAAGGUCACUGAUCAGCUGUGGGACGGGGUUGUUGUUCCUUUUAAACCUUGAUCACUACUAAAUCUCAUGAAAUGUGUCAACAUCAGGUCAUGUUUUAGUUCAAAACUGGAAUCGAAUUGUGUAAGGAAGAGUACAUUUUUAUUAAAGAGGGUGGAUAAUACUGUAUAACAGUAAUGAUAUUAGCACAUUCUCCUUGGAGAAUGAUGCAAAUUGCAAAAAAUAAGUUUUUUGUUCAUGGAAAAUUAGUUCAAUAUUGAUUUGGGGGUAAAAUCGGACCCAGACCUGUUUUCAUGAGAUUCACCCAAAAAAGCAUUAGAUUGUAUUGUAGAAACUCAUAACAACCAUAAAUUGUACAAAACACUGAUCGGUGCAGACAGAUGGUGUCUGGACGGAAAAGAAAGGACGACUGUGGACUUAUCUAUGUACAUUUCAACAAAACUGGAGCGUCGCUUCAGCCGUCAAUAGUCACAUCACAGUCAUGAUAACCUGCAGGAAUGUAACUUAUUGUAACAAGUCUUUUUUUAAUCGACUUCUAUCAGUGUUGAUUUUGCAUAAAGGGGUGCGACCCGUCAACAUUAAUAUUUUGUUCUUUUUAAUAGUGUCUGUAUUCGACAUUUUAGUUUCGGUAGAGGAUACACUGUUAUGUCUUCAUAAAGAAAUGUUUGUUGCACGAGUCCUAUGUAAUUCAUUGGAUAUGUUAAAGAGUCAAAGGAGGCCGUUUGUAAAAUACUUUUUAUUUUGUUCAUGACUAUUUAUUUUCCAGAGAUUUCGUUCAGAAAUAGGACCGUGUGCUGCCUGUUUGUUUUUGUAAAAUGCUUUUCGAUGCAUAUUGGUCUGUUUAUAUUUUUAGUUCUGUUUUUCGGCUCUUCGUUGUAUCAGUAAAGAAUUUUAAUUUUAA